Molecule: messenger RNA, 3536 nt
Organism: Nymphalis io (European peacock)
Lineage: Eukaryota; Metazoa; Arthropoda; Insecta; Lepidoptera; Nymphalidae
Product: plexin domain-containing protein 2
Exons: 12
Coding region: 152-1825 (557 amino acids)
Source: RefSeq, a predicted model, not a curated record
AAGUUGAACUUGAUUGCAAUUUGCACAUCGCUGAGCACCUUUACACAGAAUAGUACGAUUCAAUACGCCAGCGUGGAUAACGUCAAAUAAAGCUAAAUGACGUUACAUUAACAAAAAUACGUAUUAGAAGCAAUAUUUAAUUUGUGUGAAAAUGGAUUUCUUGCAAGUGGAGGCAAAAGCGAACUUCAUUAUAACGUUAUUGCUCAUUGCGCUUUCUUUUACUUUUGUUGCAACAGCGGAUCCAGAGUAUGUCAUCGUAAACAGUCAGAUAACUCAUAGUGAGAUAAAGCCAGAGUUUGUGGCGUACGUUCCCAACCGGCAACGCCGAGAUGCCGACGUUGCAUCGCCUGCAGCGCCUCCUGCUCCACCUAUUGCUUCGCCCAUAGCAACAAAUGUAACUAACAUUGCAAACACAACAGCUGCAAUAACGAUAAACACCACUGCCAGUAAAGAAAAAUCCAUAAGUGAGACUGAAAAUACGCCAACCAAAACUGUAGAGGAAACGAAGACGCCGCUUCUAGGGUUCAACAAUUCAGGGACACUACACGUUAAUGUUCCCGAUAACAUGCCCAAAGUCAGUGACCCGAUCCUACCAGACGACAAUAUUAAUGACGUUUUCAAAGAAACACCGGAAACUAUUAAGGCCGAACAGAAUCUCACUCAACUAAGUUACGAUAACCACAGUUUCUAUAACAGUUCGUUCAUUGGUAGUGUGGAGUAUUUCCAAGAAUACUGGACGAAUAUAACCCAAAGCAAUCCGAAGGUACACGAGCUUCUCAGCGAUUCUCAUCGGCGCGCUACUACUCUGAUACUUUCUUUCGACUUCCCAUUCUACGGGCAUCCAGUGAGAAGUAUCACGGUGGCGACUGGCGGGUUCAUCUACACCGGCGACCACGUUCACAACUGGCUGGCCGCCACUCAGUACAUCGCUCCACUCAUGGCGAACUUCGACACCAAGCUGACCAACGACAGCGUUGUCAAGCUGAGCGACAAUGGACAAAAGUUCACCGUGAUCUGGGAGAACGUGACACUUCAAGAGGAUCCCAGUAAGAAGUUCACUUUCGCCGUGAGCCUCUACAAUAACGGUGACAUCAUAUUCGCGUACAAGGAUAUCCCCAUACCGGUGCAAGCCAUCAACGACACCGAGCAUCCUGUCAAAGUGGGCAUCAGCGACGCCUACCUCAACGAUAAAAUAUUAUUCUAUGUGAGACGUAAAACAAUCUACGAGUACCAUCGCGUGUCGUUCAAGAAUUAUGAGAUAUCCAACAUGACUAUAUUGAAGCUGGUCGCGCUGCCCACUUGCCUGCAGUAUGACUCAUGCCAGACCUGCGUCAACCACGACACCGGAUUCAAUUGCUUGUGGUGUGAAUACAUCAAGAAAUGUUCAAGUGGUACCGACCGAAACAAACAGGACUGGCUCCUCAGAAAUUGCGACAAGUUCACUAUAUCGAAGGAGGCGUCGUGUCCGGGGAACACGCACGUGGACCAGCCGGCCGGCGACAACACCGCCUACACCACGGACACGCGUCCCGCGCACGACACCGCCGUCGUCAACAAUGGUGAUUCUGAGGAGCCCAUGAAGUCAACGCUAAAAUUGCCCACUGGCACGUCACCGGCGGAAGUGACAUACGCGUCAUCGCCCGUCGGCGGCGUGAUCGCUGCGUUUGUAGCCAUCACGCUCGUGUGCAGCCUCACCGCCUGGGUUCUGUAUGCGUUCAAAAACCCGCAUACGCGUAGCGGACAAAUUCUUAUCAAGUAUCGGCCGUCGCAGUGGAGCUGGCGACGCGGCGAGGCUCGCUACACCGCCGCCACCAUACACAUGUAGAGCGUACACAUCCGGUCGCCGCUAACCGGUUCACCUCCGGCCACUUAAAAUCGACACAGAUUGCUUCGAAUACAUCACGUUUUACGAAUUGCAUAACAUAUAUUUACAACGCAAUUUGAUUCGAGAAAGAUACUUUAAUUUGUAAAACAUGGGUUCGUAUCGAUUUUCUUCCUAUGUAUACAUUAUUACUUAAGCCCGAGGUUAUUGAUAAAAUUAAAUUUUCAACUAUUGUGCCUUAUAAAAACGUAUACAUUUGUAUUUGCUAUUUUCUAUGGUGAAAUAACCACUUUCGUCCCUACUAACCUUCACGAGAUAUCGGGUGAAGCGGUAUGUCUUUGAAGUCGGACCAACGUACCAUCUAAAGUACGUAAGGCGAUUCUUUGUACGCUAUAAGAUAAAUGUGUUACUUAAGUUUUGUAGCAAUCUGAGCAUAGUUGAUAUAUUUACAUCACGCAAAUAUAUAUGUAUGUAUGUUAUAAUAACAAAUGCAGCUUGUAAGCCUACGAGUUCCGUAAGACAAAUUGAAACUCCGUCCUCAUGUUAAGUAAUAUAUAUAUAUAUAUUUUAUAUAAAUAUUAAGAUCAUAAACUAAUUUAAGAUUAUAAUUUUUUUUAAUGUAAGAUAGAUUAGAUAUAAAUCUUUUUAAAUAUUACUUUUGACCAAAUCAAGAAAUUUUUCAGGAAUUUUUAUAAAUAUCACAUUUUACGUGUGAAUUAUAAUUUUUUUAUACACAAAUAUAGAAUGUCCGCCUGACUUCUGUCUGAUUACUAUGAUCAAAUAACGAUUCGUUAUCCUCGCGUAUAGUAGAAUUAUUGUUUAAUAGGUAAAUAUUUACAUAUUCUUAUUGAAACACUCGCUCGCAUCUAUCAAUUUCAUACAUUUACCCUAUUUACAUAUAUUUACAUUAACUUUCCGUUACAACUUACCUUCCGACCCGUUUGGAGCAAACGAAUCGUUUCUUGAUGUUACUGAAUCUUAAGGUGUUCAUUACAAUCGUGCCUUUAUUUUGAUAUUUAAUCGAUUUAACGUGAACUAGUAUAAAUAUUAAUGUACUUACAUAUCUAAAACUGUAUGAAAAUCAUGUAAUUAAAUAACAUAAGAAUAAAAUUUAUAUAACGCACAUUGACUUAAUAAAAUGAAACUCGACUUAAUAAAAUAAUCUUAAAGUAUUCAACUUAGCAUUGGACUCAUAGCGUUGACCAUACGUGAAUACUAAUGUUAUUUUAUAAUUAAUCAUUUAAUGGUUCUCGAAUUUACUCAAUAAAUUUGGACUUAAAUCUUACGGAACUCUAUUUUGGAGUUUUUUUUUAACCUAUUUUACUUUCUUUUGUAUGACUUUGUUUAGAAUUAAUAAGUUUUAUUAAACAGUUGAUAUUAGAGUGAUAUUAUGUGUAAAAUAUAUUAUUGUCAAAGUUUUUCUCUGUUUAUUUCAACAAUACAUGGGUGGUUUCUGACUUCAAGCGAGAGUACACCAAAGACCCUUCCAAUAAAUUCUUUUGUUUUGAAUCUCAUCUCAAUAAAAUAUCAUCUGUAAAUCGGAAUGCUUGCUAUUUUGUUCGUUUCAAAGCUUUCAGUCUUAUGAUCUUUGGUCCAAUAUUAAAAAAUAAUAAUUGGAAUGUUAUUUUGUGAAGACUAUUUACUUACCAUGUAGAAAAUACUAUUGUUUAGGGACCAACUUUAAUUUCUUGAAUAAAUGUGCCGUUAAAUUUGA